Messenger RNA from Gilbertella persicaria, 1428 nucleotides. RefSeq lists its product as uncharacterized. Gene Ontology annotation, cellular component: membrane. The record is from RefSeq and is a predicted model, not a curated record. Gene Ontology annotation, biological process: carbohydrate metabolic process. Lineage: Eukaryota; Fungi; Mucoromycota; Mucoromycetes; Mucorales; Choanephoraceae. Gene Ontology annotation, molecular function: chitin deacetylase activity. The transcript has 5 exons. Bases 6 to 1274 code for a protein of 422 amino acids.
CGAUUAUGUUAAAACCAUUUGUGAUUUUAUUAUCAAUAUUACUCGUUCAGGCACAAUCAGAAACAACUGACAGUCCUUACAAAAUUGAUUCAGCAGACUAUGUGCAAGCAUCGCCUGCUUGGCUCUCUCACAUUGAAUUACCCAAGAAUGUAGUCCGAGGCUAUCCUAAAGAAGAAGAAGUCUUUCCAGCCCCUUUGCCCAAAAAACGCUUCAACAUUGACUUGAGUUCAUAUCCAGACCUGUUAAAACAACCACCCGUUGAUCACCCAGAGGUUCAGGCAGUGAUCAACCAACUUGAUUUCACAAAGAUUCCUGCUAGUGAGCCUCGUAAAAUAAAAGAAUGGGCUGUUGAUAUCUCCACUUACGAUGCUAAGAAGGAUCCUGAUUGUUGGUGGUCUGCUUCAAACUGUAAAAAGCCAAAGGUUAGCUAUAUUCCUGAAGAUAUAUACAUGUGUCCUCAAAAGGGCCAUUGGGGCUUAAAUUAUGAUGACGGUCCAUAUACUUACUGGUGGCCUGUAAACGAGAAAGACAAAGAAUACGAUCAGCCUCGAUUUUAUAAUUAUUUGAUAGAGCACAAAAGACAAAAAGCAACUCUUUUCUUUGUUGGAUCAAAUGUAGUCAAGUUCCCUGAUGCAGCGCAAAGAGCACUGAAUGACGGCCAUACGAUAUGUUUGCACACAUGGUCUCACCCUCAAAUGACGACCUUGACAAGUGAAGAAGUAGUCGCUCAACUGUAUUGGACACAAAAGGCUAUUAAAGAAGUACUCGGUAUUACUCCCAAGUGUUGGCAUGAUAGAGUGAGAGCUAUUGCUUGGCAAAUGGGUAUGCGAACUAUUCUUUGGGAUCAAGAUUCAUUUGAUUGGAAUCUGUAUGUUCAGCCAGGCAAAGGUCAUCUUAAAGCAGAAGAGAUCGAUAGCUAUUUUGAAAACUGGAUCCAAAAGCGUAUUAGCAAUAAUGAUACAGAGCAUGGACAUAUUACUUUGCAACAUGAAAACAGUAAUGCAACUAUUAGUAUGUCUGAGAGAUGGCUUCCCAAGAUACAAGAACACUUUACCGUCCUGCCUAUUCAUCAUUGCAUUGACGAUUCUCAGCCAUAUUGGGAAGAACAAUGGGUCUAUCCUACACUUAAGGAUCCUAAUCCUCCUACGUUCAGUUUGGGUCAUGGAAGAAAUGCAAUCAACGACGAGGUUGUUUCUUCUUCAGCACCUUUUGUGAGCCCAUAUAGAUGUAUUAGUCUUGCUAUCAUAGCCUUUGUUAUAUCUUACUUGUCUUAGCUAUUUGUUUGCUUUUUUAAUAAUAUGAAACUGGAAAAUACAAACAAUACACAAACAUUGACGCAUCUAAAUUAAGUGGAAAAAAUCUUCAUUAUUUAUUUAUUUUUUAAAAGAAAAUAGCAACAUAUUCCGUUAGAUACGAUGUCUAUAAACC